UUUAAAUUACAUCUUGUAUUUAAAGCAAACGUAAAUAUUUCUAUAUCUAUUGAUUAAUUGACUUUACCAGCUUUAAUAAUUAUGUUGAAUAUAAUUCCUAAAUUCAGCCUUAACUUAUAGAGGGCAUAUCAAAAUUCUUGCACGAUCGGUAAAUCAAAACAUAGGAUACAAAAUCUCAUAAAAUGAAGGAUAGUUAGAAUUUUCUAACUUGAUACAAGUUUAACCUCCAUAAAUGUCAAAUAUGAAAAUAUGAAAAAUUGUUUAGCUUUAAUUGUUGUAUAUAAAUUUGUGAAAUUCAAAAAUUUUUAAAACAUGAUAAAUAUUGCUAUGUAAUAAAUAAAAAUGAGUGAAACAUCUGAACUACAGAAUAAAGAUAUUGGUCCUGGAGUAAUAACAGAACAAGAACGUGAAUUGGCUCAAAAUGCAUUAUCUGAAUUUCAAAAAGGCUCAUAUGCUAAUUGUUUAUCAUAUUUAAAUAAACUAGAAACUCUUAGGCCUAAAGAUUUAAAAGUAAUGCAUAAUAAAGUUGUAGUAGAAUGUUAUAAAAAUGAUUUAAAAAAAACAGAAUUAUUAAGAAAAAGCUUAAAUGCAAUAUGUGGACAAAUGUCUACAAUUGAUUCAACUGAAACUAUAGAUGAUAUUGAAAAAUGUGUUAUGAGGUAUAAUCAAGCAGUUUUAUUAUAUCAUUCAAAACAAUAUAACGCUGCACUUCAAAUUAUGAAUAGAUUAUUUGCUUUCAUAGAACCUAUGGAAGAAUCAUUAGCACAUAAAGUAUGCCUUCUUUUGAUAGAAUUACAUAUAAUAACAGAACAACCAGAUGCAGCAUUAUCUUUAAUUAAUUAUAUAGAAAGUCAACUUAUAUCUACAGAUAAUUCUAAAAUCUCAUCAGUUGACAAAGAGGGUAUAAUUAAAUCUAUAAAGGAACAAAAGGAGCCAAAAAAAGAAGUUGAUACAGCUACAGAUGCAUUCAAAUUAAAAUUAUUAAAAUGCAAAGCUAGAAUAUACCUUAUGAUGCAUCAAUUGAAAUUGUGUAAAAGGGAGUGGAAAACAUUAGUUUCUUUGGGUACACCUGUAAAUAUAUCAACUGUAUUUUUAAAAGCUAAUCUUGAAUAUUUAAGAGGAAAUUACAAGAAAGCUAUUAAAUUAUUAAAUUCUAUAACAUCAGAAAAUUUAGAUUUUAAAACUACUGGAGAAUCUUCUGCUGUGUUAUAUUACAAUAAUAUGGCAUGUUUACAUCUUGCUAUGGGUAAACCAAAUUUGGCAUGUUUUUAUUUAAGAAAAGCUUUACAUGAAAAUAAAUGUGCUCUAGAAAGUGUACAAAUGAAAGAUAGUGAUCCUAUAUCUUUGCAACCAUUGUGUACUCUUGGUGGGAAUAAACAUUAUGAAUUAAUGUAUAGUUUAGGUGUGUCUUUAUUGCAUGCAGGACAAGCAUCAGUAGCUUUUGAUUGUUUUAUGGAUGCUUCACAAAAGCUUCAUAAUAAUCCUAAAUUAUGGUUAAGAAUUGCUGAAUGUUGUAUUUAUUGUCAUAAACCGACAAAUGAAGUCGAUUUUAAUAUUCCAAAACGAAGAAAGGAUUUAGUACAAAAAGUUGUUGGUUCAGGAAUUAAUAGAAAAAUUAUUUUAGCUUCCUCUCUUUCCAAAGAUAUAAAAUAUCAUCCUGAAGGUUUUCCUUCUGCUAUACCACAAUUAACAUUGGAAUUUGCAUCUUUGUGUUUAAAGAAUGCAUUAUUUUUAUUACCAAGUAAUAAUGAACUUAAUGUACCAAUUACAAUUGCUCACAAUCCACAAACAGUAUCUUUAUCAUUAACAGCUGGUCAUAAUUUAGGCACUCAACAUACUACUUUAAUGUCUCAAACUAUAGCUAUUGAGGCAUUAAAUUUAAAAAUUAGCGUUUUGGCUGCAAGUGCUUAUGUAUGUUUAUGUCUUGGUGAUUAUGUUAUUGCGCUUGAACAUGCUAAAGCAUUAUUACAUAUUAAUAAAUUACCUGGAGCAUAUAGAAUGUUGGGAAAUCUUUAUGCAGCAGAAAGUUUGAUAUUAAUGGAUAAAAUUAGUGAAGCUAUUGAAUAUCUUAAACCAGAAAAUAUUCAAGACUUAAAUACUUCUGUACUUAUUCCUGAAAUUCAAGAUAAAGACAAAGAAAAAUCUGAUGAGGUUAUUUCAAAACCUAUAAAAAUGUGGUAUCCAACAACAGUCCCUACUGGUAUUGCUGUACUCCGUUACAAUUUAGCUGUAGCUUAUGCUAUUCGUGGUGAACUUGAUAAAUCUGGAGAAACUUUAAAACAGGUUUGGAUGUCAAAAGGUCCUGAUUGUGAUGUUCCUAUACAUGUAAUAAUGUUAGCCUUAUAUAUAGAAUUACAAUUAGGUCAUGUAGAUAUUUCAAGGUCAAUAAUAAAACAACAUUGUCCACAAUAUCGUUGAUGGUAAAUUUUAUAAUUGUACAAAUUUUCUUUCUAUACAUGUAAAUAAAUGUAUACCAUAUAA
Molecule: messenger RNA, 2481 nt
Organism: Apis mellifera (honey bee)
Lineage: Eukaryota; Metazoa; Arthropoda; Insecta; Hymenoptera; Apidae
Gene: Not10
Product: CCR4-NOT transcription complex subunit 10
Exons: 11
Coding region: 343-2418 (691 amino acids)
Biological process (GO): mRNA catabolic process; negative regulation of translation
Cellular component (GO): CCR4-NOT complex
Molecular function (GO): protein binding
Source: RefSeq, a predicted model, not a curated record